Messenger RNA from Trichoplusia ni (cabbage looper), 3768 nucleotides. RefSeq names its product serine/arginine repetitive matrix protein 2-like. The record is from RefSeq and is a predicted model, not a curated record. Gene Ontology annotation, biological process: stabilization of membrane potential; potassium ion transmembrane transport. The coding region runs from base 311 to 3490 and encodes 1059 amino acids. Gene Ontology annotation, molecular function: potassium ion leak channel activity. Gene Ontology annotation, cellular component: membrane. The transcript has 5 exons. Lineage: Eukaryota; Metazoa; Arthropoda; Insecta; Lepidoptera; Noctuidae.
GUUCUCUCGCGUCACAAACGCACAACGUGUAUAAAGAAAACUGUGACAACAUUCACCAUAGAACAUUCUAUAGAAGUAGUGAAAACCGUUUGACUUGUUUUGCCUCUGAAACAACGCCGCCUUCACUGUGAUAAAAGUUUAACCAAGAUGGAUUGCAAUUCCUUAUCAUCGGACGUUUGUUUACGUCCGAAACUGAGGGAAGGCGAAAAUAGAUUCUUUUAUUAGAAAUCUGCUUCGCUGUUGUAAUAAAGAAUUUUUGUUGUCGGGAUCAUAAACGAGAGAUUCUGUGUGAGUGUGAAAGUUGGUGGUGAUGAGUGAUAGCGACAACCAGGACGACCAGGAAGUCCAAUUGUCUCUAAAAAUCCCGAAAAUAACAGCUGAAUGUGAAUCGCCAACGACUGGCAAAUUAGUAUCGACGUCACCAGAAAUACACUGUGAAGAUAUGGAUACCGGUGAAGAUAAGCAGGGCAUGUCCCUGAGGAAAAGAAGAAACUUGUCAAAGAACAGAGGUCAAGCUGCAAGACAGAGAGAAAAAACACCCGAGCCCGGCAGAACUCUAAAGCCACACGAAGACACUCCGACAUCAGAUGACGAAGAUUUCUUCAAACCACAACGCAACUCAAGAGAAAUAGAAGCAGACAACACAUACCAAGAGAUGAAACGCUUAGUGCAAGAAAAAGCAAAUGUCAAAGAUCCAGUGUAUGACCUAGACACUGACCAACUUCUAGAGCAAAGGGCAAUGGCGGCUAUAGAGCGUAGGCGCCGAAGUAUUUCACCGUUUGCCAUACCAGAUAAAGAAGAGCUUGCAAAUCUUUUAGAACGAAAAGGGAGCUUUAUUGAUCCAACUAAUAAACUAUUAUCAACUAAUUACGCCCUCACCCCCAAAGACGAAGACUCGUCUAGACGCAAUUCAUUAACUAUUGAACCCCCGAAAGACACUAAACAUACGCUUUCAACCCCUUCUCCCUCUCCUAAAGAGAGCAACUUUCCCGCUCCUCUGCCUGCAACGCCUAAAAAGUUAGAUGAAAUCGUCUACCCUGACGAAAAGAAACCGGAAGAUGCAACUAAAAAGCCAAAAACUCCAGUUAAAAAUGAAAGUGUUUUCACAUUUGACGAUAGAGAAGUUAAGCAGACUGUCAAAGCUACUACACCUAAACCUGAAUCACCGGCGUCUCCCACGGAACUUGUUACAAAAGUGAUUCAAAUUGAAAGGACGCCGAGCAAAAAGAUGAUACCAGAAAAGAAACCAAAUGUAGAAGUACGAGAGAGGAUUGUUAGAACUCCGAGUAGGAGGAUGUCUACAGAUAUUAAACCCAUAAUAGCAAAACAACCACCUUCUAAACCAAAAGAACCAAAAGAAGAAACUCGUGCGCCACCUAUUAAACCGGCUCGCAGCAAAUCUGCUUCAAGAUUUGGGAAUAAAACUAGUGAAAGUGAGAUGAGUGAGGAUCAACAGAAUGCCAAAAUAGAAGUUACGAAACGUAGAACUGUGGCCGCACCACGGCGUUACACGAAGAAUAAAGUAUCACCGAAAGUGAACCGCUCACAGUCAGUACACCGAUACGAGGAAACUAGACCGGUAGAGAAAACAGGAACAGGUAUGAGCCAAACCAGUCGAGAGAUCAUCGAGUUGAUGCAGAAAGCACGUGCACGAAGUUUAUCUAUGCCCAAGGAGGAUCCUAGAACUCCACCCGAGUACAAACCUGCACACAAGGUAUUAAAAACUCCUAAUAAAACUCCAACGACGCUAAGGCAGUCGAGAGGCAUGUCAUGUCCAAAAACUAUUCAAAUUAUUAGCGAAAAAGAAAUAUUGGCAGGGUUAGUUAAAAGUAAGACGACAAAUUUGGAAAAGCAAAGUAGACAAAGCUCGGGAUAUAUUGAUGCAAGUCAGUCUGAGUACACUUCCAGUUGCUAUUCAUCGUCGCCCAGCGAGAACGAGUAUGACUUUGAUCUAUCGGUGCGAACAGCAGAGUUGACGCAUAAACUUAAUGUUUUAAGCCAAGAAAAUGAUAGGCGGGAGAUGAUGACAGGUAUAAUUUUAGCACCAGAGGACAACGCUACCUCACAGGCCGAGCGAGGUGAACAAAAGUCAGUCUUAAGAAAAAGAUCUAUCGUUGAUUCCAAAUCCGGUGCAAAGAAAGAAAGUAAAGAACGCGCGCCGGAAAGAAAAGUGAAACGAAGGUCUAUUGAGGAAAGAAAUACAAAAGUUGUGCGCUCAAGAUGGAAGUUGAUUGCUAAUUGGCAGCAGUUUAAGCAAGAACAGAAAAUCCAUUGCGAACAAAUAAAGAAUUACAGAAACAAAUGUAUUUGCGAUUUACUGAUUCUAGUUAUAAUGUGCGGCCUGGGAGGAAUGAUGUUUAAAACUUUAGAGGGGUCUUUCGAAAACGCAUACAAAUGUAGCACAAGGAACGUGAAAAGAGAUUUUAUAGAGAACCUAUGGCGGGGGAGUCAUAGUUUGCGGGAGGAAGAUUGGAAGUCAAUGGCCAGGAAGAAGUUAUAUGAGUUUGAAGAUCAGUUGCACACAGCUCACGAGGCCGGCGUCACAUCGUACAGCGGUCAGCGUUCUUGGAACUUCAUGAAUUCUUUCGUCUACUGCCUGACGUUAGUCACAACUGUCGGUUAUGGUCACAUAGCUCCAAAGACAACGUAUGGGCGAGUGGCGACAAUAGUUUACGCUACAAUCGGGAUCCCACUGUUUUUGAUCCUGCUCGCUGACUUCGGUAAACUGUUCACGAGGAUCAUCAAGUUCUUUUGGGCGUUCAUCAGAAGGUUUUACUACACGAGAAGUUGUAGGAAGGUCAGGAGAACAGCACCUGUACAGGAGGUAAUGAAGGGCUUGAACAUCGUGUAUGACGUCGUGCGUCGACCUUCGCAGAUUUUCUCUGAGGAAGACAUUGAAGAGAGUCCAAACGGAGUCCCGCCACCUGUCGAAAGAAAAUCCAGUGACGUCCCUCCUCCUUUGCCUCCAAAACCUGGAACACUACCAAGGGAUAUCGAUCUCGAAACUGACAUAGAAACUCCAGCGCCAUCAGUCUUCGAAAUAGACGAUGAGUUUAACCUACCAAUCUCAGUAGCAGUAUUCAUUCUCCUUGUUUACAUCAUCAUUGGAGCUUUCGUGUACAGUUUAUGGGAGAAGUGGAACUUCUUCGAGUCAUUCUAUUUCAUCUUCAUAUCAAUAUCCACAAUCGGUCUCGGCGAUCUAGUCCCUGACCAUCCAAUGUUCAUGAUGGCAUCCAUACUUUACUUAGUAUUCGGGUUUGCGCUCACGUCUAUGUUCAUCAACGUCGUUCAACUGAAGUUGUCCAAUACGUUUAAACAAGCAAGUGCAAAAUUAGGAGCUACCAUUGGCUUGAAAGUUGCCGAAGAGGACGGCAGCCUUGUUCCUAUAACUCCACCGGCAACUGAAAUAGUUCCAGUGCAUAAAACAAAGACAGAAAUAGAUGCUAGCAAAAGUAAAGAACCAGAUGACAAUGACACUAAAAAUAGAUAAAUAACUGUUGAAAAUUCUGAAAGUAUUGAUAGGAUAAUGUUUAAAAUAAGUCUGACGGUGAAUGGCGCUACAAUCAAUCAAAGUCGACACAAACUGAUUUCCAAAGAUGGAAUACUUCGUGAUAAUAAAACGUUUAUAAUAACGCCCGUGGUGCUAUAGAAAGUAUUUGCUGUAAGCAUGUUAAGUGAUAUCGUUACUAAUACUAUAAUUACAAGUUUACCAAAACUUAUCUAAACGUGUUUGUUGCUGUGUGUGUAAAUAAAGAUUUUUUACAUGUU